Messenger RNA from Micropterus dolomieu (smallmouth bass), 2067 nucleotides. Its product is annotated as centromere protein Q. Lineage: Eukaryota; Metazoa; Chordata; Actinopteri; Centrarchiformes; Centrarchidae. The transcript has 8 exons. The record is from RefSeq and is a predicted model, not a curated record. The coding region runs from base 321 to 1160 and encodes 279 amino acids.
CGGUUCGAAAACAAGCGCGAAAGGUAGCUCGACCGCUGACGACAACUUGUGAAGUUUGUGACUGGACAUAAAAGGGAUUAGAUGCGCAACGUUGUGUACGAAAUUUGUGUCUUAACCAUGGUCAUAACUUUACAAAACUUGUGUUAGGUCUUAAUUUUCACAGAAAGAUCUCCUGUAUUGCUUCGCUGUUGACUUAUUUUCGUGAGCCAGCCGUUUUUACAUAGCGUUAACUUACAUUAACAUUAAGCUAGCUAAUAACAGUUAUAGUCGCUUAUUUACUUUAUCAUUAACUGACGUUAGGUUAACAUUAGCUAGUACACAUGAAGCCCGUGCGAGGUUCUAACCGGGCCGCAUCAAAGGUACCUAACUCUGACAAAAACAAGCAAAAAACGGAUCAGACGACGAAACAACAAGCAACAGAGGAUCAGGACCCGGUGCCCAGUGACAACCAUGGCAAGAGCACCCACCCAAAAGCUGCACGAAAGAGGAAAGCUGAAAGCAAAGUCAAAGGUCAGGAAAACUGGAAGCUGAUGCCAGGAUCUUCCAUCGCUGCUCUGGAGAACAUAAUGGAUUUGUCAAUACUAGCCACUCUUGCUUUGAGGCGGACAGAAAAGAAAGAGAGCCAGGAACAUCUGAACAUAAUGAAAUGCAGGUUCCUUGCUCAAUGUGCACAGCUCAAAGUUCCAGUGCAGAAACAAAAAGUUUUGGAGCGUUCAUCUUACCACCACCAGGAGGAGACCAAGAAGUCAGUAGUUGUAAAGAAGACUCUGAGCAGCCUGGAGGAAGACUUAAAAGCUGUGGUCCGUGCACUGGAGAGGACAGAAGAGCAGACUGUCUCCUUGCAGCACACAUGCACUAUGCUGAGAGAACAGGUGGAGGAGGAAGAGGAGGGGAAAGCUAAAGAGAUCUUACAGAACACUGAACAAGCUAUUCUUAAUCUCCCCCGUCUCCCUCCACAAAAACGUGAAGAAACGUUAGAGGCUCGGAUGAGAAAAAUUAUACCAGACAGUGACUCUGAGACCACUGCCCGGAAACUGGGAGAAAUUCUGCAGAAAUCAGAGGGCAUCCAUGAUGCCCAGGCGCUGCUCCUGCAGGCACACAAACAUGCUGAUCAGCUCUUCAACCCUGGUUUCACCCCCCUCAGUGGUGCACCUUGUUGAGAUUGGAACCUCGCCAAAUCUCUCUGUACACAGGUCUGAACAAAAUAUUUAAAACGAAAAUGUACUUUGUCUUAGUGUUACUCAGCUCCACUUUGUGUGGUUGUGCAACACCUGUAAUAAUCAAAUUCAGCAUAACAUUGAAUAAUCAAUUAGAACAUAUCCAACAGCAGUAUUAAAUAAAAGAAACUGGGGCACACACAAAUUAAGCAAUACUUAUUGCAAAAGCUUAAACUGUGAAGAUUCUUGAAGUUUGGGAAAAGCAAUUUGGUUGCAAAGAAACUUCCACACACUGUCUAACUUGCAAAAAAAUAUAUUUAUAAGUUGGCAACAUUUCGGUGCCGCAAAAGCAAUUUGGUACAAUAAAAGGAACAUCAAAUAGGUAGAUAAAAGACAAAAACAGCCUUUCAUUUCUACUUAAAACGCAGUAAACUGUCACACUACAGCAUCCUGACCCUUGCCCCUUCUUCAGUUUCCUUUCUUUGUUUUUUAAUUUAAAGAUUAUUGUUGUUGUUUUGCCUUUAUUGGAAAGGUGAUAGUAGACAAUUGGAGGGGUAUAAUAUGCAACAAAAAGGUCUGUUUCCAUGGUUAAACCACGGAUGUUGUGGUUAUGUGGUAUGCUCCUUCACAGUAUCAUUACCGGGGUUUUCAAUUAUAAUGAAACUAUUGCUCCUUUUGGUAAGAUCGUAGCACCAGAACAAACAAAGUUUACUAAAUAAAUAGGGUGGAUUGUUCAUAAUUGAAAUUCUUCCCUAUUGGAAGUUGAGGACAUGAGUGCAUUUGGUAGACUAGUAUCAACUUUGACUGUAACAGAUGUAAUUAAAUAGAUACCAUAAAGAAAUUAACUUUUGUUCAUUCAUGUUUUAAUGUAGAAAGUAAAGAAAUAAAAUUUCAUUAUGUUCACCAUUAA